AAAGGGAGAGAUAGAAAUGUCUAAAAAUGUAUCAUUUUAGAGAUAAACUUUCCAUGGAAGGACGGAAUAUCGGCACAAGAUGAGGUUGUCUACUGCGAUGUUUAUCCUGGUGGGCGGGGUCUAUUUGGGCAUCGUCCUCUACGUUCCCAUGCCAACCGAUAUGGACGCCAAGAUGGAGUUCUACUGGAAGACCGUUGGAUUUAAAUUCACCAAGUCAAUUAUGUACCUGGAAUACCUAGUUCGCGGGGGUUCUACCAUCGAUUUUUCUGUUCUUCAAAAUAUCUUGACAUGUUUAGCCACAGUCUAUCGAGUAGGAGCACCUUUGAUCCGCAAUUCAGAGGGGUCAACGGUCACAUUAGAUGACACGACCUUUGACGGGGUCAGAGUACUUUUCUACCAGCGCACCGAUGGCAGUCAAGAGAAACGGCCGGCUUUUAUCUAUCUACAUGGGGGCGGUCUCACUAUUGGCAGUGUCGAUAUCUUCGAGAUAGGAACCCGUGAGAUUGCAGGGCACCUAGAUGGUAUGGUUGUGAUAUCUGUGGAUUAUCGCCUGGCACCGAAACAUCCCUUCCCAGCGGCCUACGACGACGGGUUAGCCGUUACGAAAUGGUUGAUGAGACACGCCGACGUCUACGGCGUUGAUCCCACUCGCAUUGCCGUUGGAGGUGACAGCGCCGGCGGUUACCUGACGGCCGCGAUCGUCCAGGCAAUCCACGACGAUCCGACCCUGCCCAAUGUUCGUCUCCAAGUCCAUCUCUUCCCGUGGUUGCAGCACUUCGACUACCAGACACCGUCCUACCAGAAGAACGCCCAUGUCUUUGGUGAGAAAACCUGGCUCGAGAACUCCAUCCCCGGGUUCUGCUUCAGCGCGUACUUUAACGGAGUCCUCAACGACUCCCUGGUUGAGCAGAUGACGACAAACAACCACACCUCUGCGGCAUUUAAGAACUCUCCGCUCUACCGGAAGAUCUUCAAUCAUUCUCUGAUACCAAAGGAUUUCCGUGAUCCCGCCCACUACACCCCACCCCAAUCAAGUGACUUCGGCAACGAGGCAAUCUGGAAUGAACUCAAAGACGUCGUUCUUGAUACUCGGUUCUCGCCGAUCCUUCGCGAGGACAUGCGAGGAUUACCGAAGGCCUACAUCGCCACUUGCGGCUACGAUCCUCUACGGGACGACGGAAUAUUUUACUUCCAUCGUUUAAAGGAUGCCGGUGUUGAUGUGUUUUGGGUGAACUACGACGCGGCCUUCCAUGGUCUAGAUUGGUACCAUCCACUGCAUUCGGAAACUGGGAAGCAACUGCAAAGAGGGUUUAUCAAUUUCAUCAAAGAUAAUAUUUGAAUUUGUGCCUGAUUUGUUAUUAGUCGAAAAAUGACAUAGGCCUAGUUGUGUACAAGAUGUAAAUUGUCACUCAUGCUUUGGGAGUGUCAUUUAGCUUUGUUUGAUCUUGUACAUCUUAUUACACUUAUUAUUAAUGUGCCCGGUAAUGUGCGCCUACAUGUAAAGCAUCAGAUACAUUGAAGAGUCCGAUUCUUCCUAUUCUAAAUGCAUUACACUUUCAAGAUGUUUACCCCCCCCCCCCCCCCAGAAAUAACAGCUUUCCUCGUUUUUGUGCUCUUUUGUUAUGUUUUUCUUGGUUCGGAUGUAAGGGGGUAGGUAAUUUUAAUCAUAGGCCUACUGUUACUGAUAUUUCCAACGGGGAAAAUUUAAAAGUUUCUUAUCAGUCACUGUGUGUUCGUCGGAUGCACUUUUUUAAACGCCUUUUAGUGAAAAUAACUUUCUGUCUAUGUUAAGUUCAAAAAAAGAGUAAUAUGCUUUGAUGUCGUCAAUUAAAGUUUUGAAGAUUUAAAACUGUUUCAAUUUACAUUUUGCUGCCUAAAUACGCUGCAGGUAACAAUGUGCAAUAAAUAAAGCACGGGCUAGAUCUUUUCAAACAAAUGGAG
Messenger RNA from Strongylocentrotus purpuratus (purple sea urchin), 1941 nucleotides. Its product is annotated as arylacetamide deacetylase. Gene Ontology annotation, molecular function: carboxylic ester hydrolase activity. NCBI's taxonomy places the organism in Eukaryota, Metazoa, Echinodermata, Echinoidea, Camarodonta, Strongylocentrotidae. Gene Ontology annotation, cellular component: membrane. The coding region runs from base 80 to 1339 and encodes 419 amino acids. The record is from RefSeq and is a predicted model, not a curated record. The transcript has 4 exons.